CCGACUCGGCGGAGCAUCACUCGUUUCUCGAACGUAUUCCGAAUACAGUCGAAUAACGCAUCUCUCGCAAUGGCACCGAAGGCUAGCGGAAAGGCGGUGAAGAAGGCCGGCAAGGCCGUGAAGAACAUCACCAAGGGCGACAAGAAGAAGCACAAGAAGCGCAGGAAGGAGAGCUACGCGAUCUACAUCUACAAGGUGCUGAAGCAGGUCCACCCCGACACCGGCGUGUCGAGCAAGGCCAUGAGCAUCAUGAACAGCUUCGUCAACGACAUCUUCGAGCGCAUCGCCGCCGAGGCCUCCCGGCUGGCCCACUACAACAAGAGGUCGACCAUCACCUCCCGGGAGAUCCAGACGGCCGUCAGGCUCCUGCUCCCCGGUGAACUGGCCAAGCACGCCGUCAGCGAGGGCACCAAGGCCGUCACCAAGUACACCAGCUCCAAGUAAAUUGGAUGCGAUAUGACCAUUUGACAAUUCAAAACAAUCGGCCCUUUUCAGGGCCACAAAAAUAUUCAAACGUAUUCGCAAACUAUUGAUUAUAAUAACUUUAUACUUUAUUUAUGACAUUAAGCAAUUUUAAGACUUCUUCGUUUAAUCUCACAUUAUUUCGUGAUUUAUCAUUAUUUAUUGCAUAUAAGCCUAUUUAUGUCAUUCAAACGAUGGUCUAAAUUAGGAUAAAAUAUAUUAUUUUAAAACAUGUAUGAAACAUUUUCGCACUUUUUUCCGCUAAAAAUAGGGACCAUAUGGUAGCCGUUUACUGACUAGCGCGCGUUAAAAUGUGACAUUACGAUACAAUUUAACAUAAGCAGCCCUUUAUAGCACGGCGUCUAUAAUAUUUGCUCCCAAGGGUAGCAAUAGUUAUGACAUGUACGUAUAUACAAAAGUAUGACGUAUGCCACUAGUAUCGUAAUGCAAUAUGUAGUCCUCAAACAGUUUACACGUGAAUUUUAAAUGAAAAAUAAAAAUGUUUUUACUCAAUAUUUGAGUAAUCGUAAAUGAAACCUA
Molecule: messenger RNA, 1002 nt
Organism: Nasonia vitripennis (jewel wasp)
Lineage: Eukaryota; Metazoa; Arthropoda; Insecta; Hymenoptera; Pteromalidae
Product: histone H2B
Exons: 1
Coding region: 70-444 (124 amino acids)
Cellular component (GO): nucleosome
Molecular function (GO): protein heterodimerization activity; DNA binding; structural constituent of chromatin
Source: RefSeq, a predicted model, not a curated record